AUGGAAACCAUUAAACAGCAACCAAGCCAAAUGGUUAGAAGAUCAAUGGACGCUACAUUGCGGGUAUCUAACAGAGUCCGAAAACCUACAAGCCACUUUACCCCCACAAAUACUCCUGUCAAAGAAAGCCACGAAAAUGCGAUUGUCAACUGCUCCUGCAGCAGGCCACACAAGCGAACGAUUUUCUCUAAUUUUACCAGUCAAACUAGUAUGAAAUUCGAUAAGUUUUUUGACAAAGUGAUAAAAAGCUUAAAAUUGAGCCUCAAUGGCGAAUUUAUAAUUGUUUACUUUUCAAAAGAAGAGCGAAGUAGGCUAUUUAUGAUGAAUUUUUGUAAAAAAAAAAGGAUUUAAAUAAAAUUAAAAAUAUAUAGAAAAUAGGAUAAUUUUUAAUCAGAAUGGAAGAAAAUCAGGGAACUAGAAAAUCUCGACCCAUCAAUGACCUACAAAUUGAGAAUCUAUAAAAAGCCGCAACCUAAGAAAGAAGUUGUCAAAGUUGAAGCCUCACCACCGGCUGCACCUAUUAUUGAAGAAAAAGAGAAACCACAGCCAGUGAACAAACAGCAGCUUCCUAUGAACCCAAUGAUGCUUCAGUACGGGUUUUAUUGUUAUUGGUAUUAUAUGAUGUAUAUGAGAGGAAUUCAGUUCGGAAGUUUUAUGCCUUUUAGUUAA
Molecule: messenger RNA, 669 nt
Organism: Blepharisma stoltei
Lineage: Eukaryota; Ciliophora; Heterotrichea; Heterotrichida; Blepharismidae
Source: the annotation of a GenBank genome assembly